Chara braunii is the source of this 1621-nucleotide messenger RNA. The record is from the annotation of a GenBank genome assembly. Lineage: Eukaryota; Viridiplantae; Streptophyta; Charophyceae; Charales; Characeae.
CAGGACGAAGACAGUGCUCGCGGGUGUGUGUGCAGCGCCUGGGCUCCGACACAGUGGCGUAGCCGGGCAGAAAAGAGUCGGUGGUUGUGAGAAAGGGCCAAUGUGUGUUGCCUGAGCAACCCCUCGCUGUGUUUGUUGCGUGACUGACGGGAAAGUUCACGAGUUUGUGUGUGUGCGUGUGUGUGUGUGUGUGUGUGUGUGUGUGUGUGUGUGAGAGAGAGAGAGAGAGAGAGAGAGAGAGAGAGAGAGAGAGAGAGAGAGAGAGAGAGAUCAGCUGGUAGAGCGCCGCUCUUGCAAGUGGAGUGUUGCGUAAGCAACCCCUUGCUAUGUUUGUUGUGUGAGUGACGGGAAAGUUCACUAGUUUGAGAGAGAGAGAGAGAGAGAGAGAGAGAGAGAGAAAGAGAGAGAGAGCGAUGCAAGGAGGAACUGGUUUUGAGGAGGAAAGGGACGGAACGGCACCGGCCGUGGGUGGGUGGGAAUCAGCGCUAGGAGAUCGGGAGGAGGAAGCGAAGGCCACGUCGUCGAGGACAGGCCACGUGACUCCUGAAGCCGGCUUGGAUAAGAAAGGGGAUAUCGAUGCUGUUGGGGCUAUUUCGGCCGCGGAAACUGCGGCUUGGUCGGCAAUUCCCAUGCAGCAGCUUUUCGAGGCCCCGGGGACCGCGUCGUUGACGUCAACAAGUGAGAUGCCGUUGGGUGAGGAAGACGCGAAAAGGCGGCGUAGUAUCAUGACCGCACGUGAUGCCAAGCCUGCAGACGCGUCUGCUACGUCAAUCCUAUGCUCUGUCGGGAUGUACUUGAGCGCGAGGCUAGUGGAGGUCGGGAUCGAACACGUGUUUGCUGUUCCGGGGGACUUCAACAUGAGCCUGCUUGACGAGGUGGCCAAAAACGAGCACAUCUCUCUUGUAAGCUGCUGCAACGAGUUGAAUGCAGGAUAUGCUGCCGAGGGGUAUGCACGCGUUCGAUGCGCUGGUGCCAUGAUUGUGACGUUCAAUGUGGGGUCUUUUAGUGCACUGAAUGCGGUGGCUGGGGCGUAUGCGCAAAAUCUUCCUGUAGUUUGCAUCACAGGCAGUCCCAACAGCCUGGAAAGAGGGAAGAGUAGAUUUGUGCAUCACAGCGUGCGAAGGGGUUAUGAUCUUGCAGAGAGGCGCAUCUACAGUGAGGUGACUUCAGAAUGUGUUACAAUUGACAAUCCAGAGGAUGCUCCUUCCCUGAUUGACCGGAAGCAGCCCCCCACUUCGUUGUUCACCCAUAUCCCACGCAGCUUCGAUCAGCAGCACGAAGGAGUCGAGGGUCGCAGCAGCGGGAGGACGCGAAGGAUGUAACGACCAUAUCCAGCAAGGCUCAUAUAUUUCCUCCUCAGCCAUUGGUAUUUCAACUUUGAUUUUUACAAUGCCAUUUCAAUUUUCAGCCCACCUUCCGCUACACGUUACUUGACAAAACUCAGGGCGUACUCCAAAGUUGAAAUUACAACCCCCAAAAUUGAUAUUUCAAUUUUCAACCCCCCUUUACAAUUUAUUGAUAUUUCAAUUUUCAACCCCACUUUACAAUGCCGGCUUCAACACUGCAGCACAGGGGCUCAAUGGUGCAUUAGACGCAUCUCCAACAAAUAUAGACGGGCUUU